AUGGGAGAUACAGGAGGAUGGAAGGCAAUGCGAGGCAUAGAAAGCAUGACACAGAAUGAGACCUUCUUGGACUUGGCUGAAGAAGGCCAAACCGACGGGAGAGGAGAAGGGAGUGUAGCAUGUCGCUUGGCUGUUUGGCUGCAGCCAUCGCAGUCUCAGCUUACGCGGUUUACGUUGACACCGCGAAUCGGGGGCCUUUACGUUCGCCCUCUGUCAGUGACUGCUGGUCUAACCCCGCCGCGUUGUCCUGGGCUUGAGUCCACGUUGAUUCCUACGCUUGGAACAUCAGGCCUGUCUGCCAGUCUGGCGGGUGGGUAUUCAACGACUCUUGCUGAAAGGUCCGGCCUCAGUUUGCAGCGCAACUCGGUGUCUAAUGAUGCAAAUCCGUCACGUCAGCGUUGUACCGGUGGCAUAGAGUUGUCUGCAGCAUCGCAAGCAGGAGGAAGCAGUAGUAGUAGCAAUGGAAACGGCAACCUGGAAGACCAGAUAAGUCGGCAUCCGACUCGAGUGGGUCAACACUUGGGCCUGUUUGUAGCACGUCGUGUGGAGACCCGUCGACAAACUAUGGCCAAGACCCUGCGCGAAGUGGUUCACAUUGCCCAGGAGAUACUACACGAAGUCGAGCUGCAGGAGCCCAGAUUCAUUAGCACCUUGAAGCCAGUCGGACAGGCCUCUAGGAACCCUGUGCCAGCGAGUGAAUAUGCCGUUAGUAGAGCGCAGUCGCCGAAUCAGGGAUUUGCCGAAGUGAGUACUAAGUUUGGCGUGAGUGGAGGCGAGCAAGCUCGAACUAUACGAUGCAUUUCGACCCCAUUAACUUUUAUAAAAGAGCCGUAUUCAACAUCUUUCAUUAAUGCUAAAAGACUAUUAUUUGAAUUUUCCCAUAAUGAUAUGAGGUCUCAUCAGCACCCCCAGCGGGACUUUAACCCGGGUUGUUGUAGUGCGGAGUAUAAGUUCGACGCAUUAACCACUACGCCACACUGCCACGAGUGGCCUUGCGUCAGAGGGCAGAUGUGA
Messenger RNA from Protopolystoma xenopodis, 1014 nucleotides. The record is from the annotation of a GenBank genome assembly. NCBI's taxonomy places the organism in Eukaryota, Metazoa, Platyhelminthes, Monogenea, Polystomatidea, Polystomatidae.